AUGGGCAGCCUGAUGGUGCCACUUCCUAUGGCGGCUUUCACCACCACACCCAGGGCUGGGAAUGCCACUGGUGGUAACAGCACUAGAGAGGAGAAGGAGAACUGCAUCUUCAAUGAGGAGUUCAAGUUCAUCCUCCUGCCUGUCUCCUAUGCCACUGUCUGUGUGGUGGGCCUCAUCCUCAACUCCUACUCCCUGUGGGCACUCAUCUCCAGGAUGCGGCCCUGGAAUGCCACCACCACGUACAUGUUCCACCUGGCCCUGUCCGACACCCUCUACGUCCUCUCUCUCCCCACGCUGGUCUACUACUAUGCCAACCGCAACAACUGGCCCUUCGGGGAGGGGAUGUGCAAGGUGGUGCGCUUCCUCUUCUAUGCCAACCUCUACAGCAGCAUCCUCUUCCUCACCUGCAUCAGCAUCCACCGCUACGUGGCGGUCUGCCAUCCCAUCCAGGCUCUCAGGUGGGUCAAAACGAGGCACGCCCACCUGAUUUGUGGGGGAGUGUGGGCGGUGGUUGCCACCUGCCUCAUCCCCAACCUGGUCUUCGUCACCAUCAGUGCCCGGGGAAACGAUACCCUCUGCCACGACACCACAAAGCCAGCCGAAUUUGGCCACUACGUACGCUACAGCUCCUCAGUGAUGGCCCUCCUCUUUGGCCUUCCGUUCCUGGUUGUCCUCAUCUGCUACUGCCAGAUGGCCCAGAAGCUGUGGAGACCUCACUCUGGCCAGGAGGUCCCUGCCUACAAGGCACGCUCUGUCAAAAUGAUUGUGGUGGUCGUGGUGGUCUUCGUCAUCUGCUUCCUCCCUUUCCACAUCACGCGGACCGCCUACUAUACCUCUCGGCUGCUCAAGGCCGACUGUCGCACACUCAACGCUGUGAAUGUGGCCUACAAAAUCACCAGGCCCUUGGCCAGUGCCAAUAGCUGCAUUGAUCCUGUCCUCUACUUCCUGGCUGGGAACCUCUAUAGGGGAAAGCUGCACCAGAGCUUGUUCAAAAGGCCCAGAACCAGGCACGCACUGACUCUGGCCCCCAUUUCCCAGCUUGUGGGUGAAAUCUAA
This is a messenger RNA of Podarcis lilfordi (Lilford's wall lizard), 1056 nucleotides long. The record is from the annotation of a GenBank genome assembly. Lineage: Eukaryota; Metazoa; Chordata; Lepidosauria; Squamata; Lacertidae.